UCGGCGGCGGCGGCGGCGGCGGCGGCGGCGGCGGCGGCGGGGGCGGCGGCCACGCGGGUCCGGCGGGAGCAGCUCCGGGGACUGCGCGGCGUCUGCAGGUGCCAUGGCCGCUGUGGACAGCUUCUGUCUCUUGUACAGGGAGAUCGCCAGGUCGUGCAGCUGCUACAUGGAAGCCCUGGCCUUGGUCGGGGCCUGGUACACGGCCAGGAAAAGCAUCGCUGUCGUCUGCGACUUCUACAGCCUGGUCAGGCUGCACUUCAUCCCCCGGCUGGUCAGCAGGGCUGACCUGGCCAAGCAGUACGGGCGCUGGGCCGUCGUGAGUGGUGCCACCGACGGCAUCGGAAGGGCCUACGCGGAGGAGCUGGCCAGCCGCGGGCUCAGCGUCGUGCUCGUCAGCCGGGACAGAGAGAAGCUGCAGGCGGUGGCCCGGGACAUAGCCGACACCUACCGCGUGGAGACCGACGUCAUCGUCGCCGACUUCAGCGGGGGCCGCGAGAUCUACCACCCGAUCCGGGAGGCCCUGAAGGACAGGGACGUGGGCAUCCUGGUGAACAACGUCGGCGUGUUCUACCCCUACCCGCAGCCGUUCACGCAGCUGCCCGAGGUCACGCUCUGGGACAUCAUCAACGUGAACGUGGCGGCGGCCAGCCUGCUGGUGCACAUGGUGCUGCCCGGCAUGGUGGCCCGGCGCAGGGGCGCGGUGGUCACCGUCUCCUCCGGCUGCUGCUGCAAGCCCACGCCCCAGCUGGCCGCGUACUCGGCGUCCAAGGCGUACCUGGACCACUUCAGCCGGGCGCUGCAGUACGAAUACGCCUCCAAAGGCAUCUUCGUGCAGAGCCUGAUCCCCUUCUGCGUGGCCACCGGCCCCACCAGCAGCUUCCUGCACAAGUGCCCGUGGCUGGCGCCUUCGCCCAAGGUCUACGCCCACCACGCGGUCUCCACCCUGGGCAUCUCGAAGCGGACCACAGGCUACUGGUCCCACUCCAUCCAGUUCCUUUUCGCACAGUACAUGCCCGAGUGGCUCUGGGUGUGGGGAGCCAACUUUCUGCAUCGCUCGUUGCGUCCGGAGGCCCUGUCCUGCGCAGCCUGAAGCCGGGCGGACCCCGAGGGACGCGGAGGUUGACCUCCUGUGCCCUCCCGGAUGACGGGGGAGGGGGCGUGCGGCUGCCCCACCACUUGCGAAGCAAACGGCGCUUUCGGCGAAUGCCCUGGCUGACCCUCGGGGCUUGCGGGGGCCACGCUGGGCUUGGCAGAACCCAGGGGGCAACCUACACGGUGAUCUUUCUCCCCAAGUGUUCGGAAAUCGUGUGAUUGGUGUCUCGGAGCUCAGCAAGCUGGUCCCAAGUGUAAUAUCUGUCGCUCUUGUGGCGAGUGACCUGUCUCGGCACCUGCACCGCACAGUGUUGGUUUCAAGUGCUCGUCAGGAAACUGUCCAGAAGGGACUUUCUGAGUAAGGUUGCUGCUGCUGUUCACAGGAAGAUCCUGACUCUGUAGCUCUGGGUCUCUCACCCUAUGAAAAUGCUGCUCCUCAUGUGACACGGUUAGGGACCGAAUCUAGACAGUGUUGUGUGUAUUCUGGACAACUUUCUUUAUGGGUAAGUGACUUUAACAUAGAUUUCUUGUCAACGUGGCUUAACGUGGAACCUUAUGAGGCAUUAAAAUUCUACAUUAGUCCUUUUCCUGCUAAUCGACCUAGUGAGUUUGGGGCUAUUGAUUUGCUAUCUAUAAGAUUACUAUGCCCUCAUUUAAAAGAAAAAAAAUCUGCCACGGAAUUCAUUCCUAAAUUGAGACUUGUCAUCUCUUGAUUUAUAGUUUUUGUGGUAAGUAUUGAUCUCUCAAGCUGCAACCCAUUUGUACUACUGAAAUUUAACCCACUAGAACCUGUGGUAUUUAGGUCUCACAUAAUAUUCUAUGUAAUAAAUCCAAUUCUGAUGGUA
This is a messenger RNA of Sorex araneus (European shrew), 1937 nucleotides long. It is a transcript of the gene HSDL1, whose product is annotated as hydroxysteroid dehydrogenase like 1. The transcript has 5 exons. The record is from RefSeq and is a predicted model, not a curated record. NCBI's taxonomy places the organism in Eukaryota, Metazoa, Chordata, Mammalia, Eulipotyphla, Soricidae. Gene Ontology annotation, molecular function: oxidoreductase activity. The coding region runs from base 104 to 1090 and encodes 328 amino acids.